This is a messenger RNA of Acytostelium subglobosum LB1, 2880 nucleotides long. RefSeq lists its product as hypothetical. Gene Ontology annotation, biological process: double-strand break repair via break-induced replication; mitotic DNA replication initiation. Gene Ontology annotation, cellular component: MCM complex; nucleus. The coding region runs from base 1 to 2880 and encodes 959 amino acids. The transcript has 3 exons. Gene Ontology annotation, molecular function: single-stranded DNA binding; ATP binding; 3'-5' DNA helicase activity. The record is from RefSeq and is a predicted model, not a curated record. Lineage: Eukaryota; Evosea; Eumycetozoa; Acytosteliales; Acytosteliaceae.
AUGAGUGAUAUAGAAUCAGACAUUUCAUCUCAAGAGAUUGUUGAGGACGAUGAGCUGCCCUCAUCAGACUUGUCAUCACCAGAAUACAUGGACGACGACGAUGACAAUCGGUCUGCAUUACCAACGCGCACCACAGAUCAAGUGGACGAAGCAGACAUCAGUUACCUAUUGGCUGAUGAGGAUGGAGAGCCAUCAUCAGAGGGUGAAGGUGACGAUCUCAUGGACGAUGGUCUGCUCGAGGAGGAUGAAAUGGAGGCUGCCGAAGACGAUAGCUACGAACAAGAGGGUCUCGAUGAAAAGGAAUAUGAAGAGUUGCCCAUAGAUCAACGACGCGAGAUUGACAAGACAUUGAAGAAGCGUGAUCGCAAGGAGCGUCAACAACGUGACCAAUCUAAUCGUCGUGGAUUCAGGAUACCAUACUCUCUACUCAAGGCAGACCAAGACGAAUAUAUAAGCGAUGAAGAGGAAGAGGACGACGAUGGCAAUGAUGGUCGUGGUCAGGGAUCAGGUAUGAACAAGGAACAACGCAUUCAGAAAACUAUCAAAAAGAGAAGGCUGGCUCAGUCACGCAAGAAGAAGAUGGAAAGAGAGACCAAUGAUGACGACGAGGAUAACUUCACAGUUACAAAGAAUGAUCCAGAUGAUGAGGACUCAAGUGAUAACUCUGACGAUGACGACGACGAUGAUGACAAUUACCAGAUAGGUACAUUGAAGCUAGAGGAGCCACAAGGUCCUCUGAGAGAGUAUUUGACCAAUCAGGGACCUCGUAGGGAGGUUGAGGCGAGACUGGCACAGUUCUUUGAGACAUUCAAGGAUAAGAAGGGCAUAGAGGUGUACAAGCACCGAAUCCAACAAAUGUGCGCCAGUAAUCUGGAGAGUCUUCAGGUCAACUACACACACUUGGAUGAGCCAUUCAAUGAUUGGCUGAUCCAGGCACCAACCGAGCUCAUUGAGAUCUUUGACGACGUGGCAUUCAAGGUGGUGCUCAAGAUGUUCCCAAACUACAAGAACAUCACCAAGGCAGUUCAUGUGCGCAUCACUCACUAUCCAGUGUGCAACACCCUACGCGAUAUUCGUCAGAGCGAUCUGAAUCAGCUGAUCAAGGUGGGUGGUGUCGUCACUCGCCGCUCCAGCAUCUAUCCGCAGCUCAAGUACGUCAAGUAUGAUUGCGUCAAAUGCCAGUCGAUCAUUGGACCCUUCUAUCAGAAUGGACAUCAAAACAUCGAGAUUGGUAUCUGUCCAAACUGCCAAUCAAAGGGAACAUUCAUAGUCAAUCACGACCUCACACUCUAUAGAGACUACCAGAAGAUUACUCUGCAAGAAAGUCCUGGAACUGUGCCACCAGGCAGACUGCCACGAACAAAAGAUAUCAUCCUGUUGGCUGACCUCAUUGACACUGUUCGUCCAGGUGAAGAGAUUGAGGUUACAGGAGUAUUCAAACAUAACUUUGAUGCCAAGCUCAACCAUCAGAAUGGUUUCCCUGUGUUUGCCACAGUGAUCGAUGCCAACUUCCUUAAUAAGAAGGAGGACCUGUUGGCCUCGUUCAUUCUCACAGAGGAGGACGAAAAGGAGAUUAGGAGUCUUGCCAAAGACCCAAAUAUUGGCACCAAGAUCAUUCAGUCGAUCGCACCCUCCAUCUUUGGACACGAGGACAUCAAGACAGCGCUUGCAUUGGCAUUGUUUGGUGGCAUGGCCAAAGAGGUCAACAAGCAUAGAAUCAGAGGCGACAUUAACGUUCUGCUAAUUGGUGAUCCAGGUGUAGCCAAGAGUCAGUUCCUCAAGUACGUGGAGAAGACGGCGCAUCGAGCAGUUUACACCACUGGUCAAGGAGCCUCUGCUGUUGGACUUACUGCCGCUGUAAGAAUGGAUCCGCUUACAGGUGAGUGGACGCUUGAGGGUGGAGCACUCGUACUCGCCGACAAGGGUGUGUGUAUGAUAGACGAGUUUGACAAGAUGAAUGACAAGGAUAGAACAUCGAUCCACGAGGCCAUGGAGCAGCAGAGCAUAUCUAUAUCAAAGGCAGGCAUUGUCACAACGCUUACGGCCAGAUGCUCAGUCAUUGCCGCAGCCAACCCCAAGAAGGGCCGAUAUGAUCCUUCACAGAGCUUGAUCAACAAUGUCGAGCUUACCGAACCGAUCUUGUCUCGUUUCGACAUCACAUGCGUCGUCAGAGACACCAUUGACCCUGAGCAAGAUGGCCGUCUAGCUCGUUUUGUUGUAAAGUCUCACAUUCGCUCUCAUCCAAUCAACAUCAAUGGCGAGCACAACUACCAGAACCAAGCCACUUCCCUAUCGCCAAUUCCUCAAGAGAUGCUGCGCAAGUAUAUCAUGUACGCCAAACAAAAGGUGAGACCCAAGAUCAACAACAUCGACAAGGAGAAGAUAGCACAAUUGUACGCAGAGAUGCGUCGCGAAUCAUCUGGAGGUGGCUUUGCAAUGACGGUUCGUCAUGUCGAAGCAAUGAUUAGAAUGGCCGAAGCGCACGCCAAGAUGCAUCUGCGAGACUAUGUCCGUGAUGAAGACGUCAACAUGGCAAUACGAGUGAUGUUGGACAGCUUCAUCAAUGGCCAGAAGAGCCAGUUGUCCAAGUCGUUGCGCAAGAACUUCUCCAAGUACAUUACGUAUCAACGUGACAUCAACGAGCUACUAUUCCACCAACUCCAGCUCAUGGUCAGCGACGCCUGCAGCCUCAAUCAGAUCAAGCUUGGCAAGGUGCCCAACCGUAUUGAGAUCCCCGUUGAAGAUUUUGAGACCAAGGCUCAUGAGAUGGGUCUUAGCAACUUUGACAAGUUCUACGCCAGCACCGAGUUUGCCAAUAGGAGAUUCAAGAAAGAGGCAAGAAUGAUUGUAUACAAUAGAUCAGCUACAGGAGGAAAAUAA